Trichomonas vaginalis G3 is the source of this 564-nucleotide messenger RNA. RefSeq lists its product as uncharacterized. The record is from RefSeq and is a predicted model, not a curated record. Lineage: Eukaryota; Parabasalia; Trichomonadida; Trichomonadidae. Bases 1 to 564 code for a protein of 187 amino acids. The transcript has a single exon.
AUGUUAAGAGACUUAAACCAACCACAAGGUGGUGAAGCAAAUGAAAUGUCAUAUGACGACAAAUAUAGACACUUCUCCAUGGCAAAGAUGAGACAAGUUUUAAAUAUUUACAAUAGCCGUAAACAAAAAGGUUUGGGAAACCACUCCCCCGAAGAAAUGAAAAACAACCCUGACUUAGAGAAAGACUAUAUAUUUAAUAAUUUAGUCAAAAGAGACAAACAAGAAAGAAUGCCGGGCUUCAAACUUCAGAAAGGUGACAAAGUAAAAAUAGAAAUACCUAAACGCGACCCAUAUGAAAAUACUAUUGACUAUGACAACAAUGGGAACCCGACAGGUACUCACAUUCGUGUUCGUAAAAAUAGAAGAAAGUAUACAAGAGAAUAUUAUGAAGUUUUAGGCAAACAUGGCAAAAUGUACACACUGCAAGCAGAAGAUAAAACUACUAUUGUCAGACCUCGUUUCAAACUUGUCAAAGUUCAAGGUGGUAUACUUUCAAAGACAGUUCCUAACAAAUAUAAGACAACUCCUGACGAAUAUGCUAAAGAAGUUGAAAAUGACGACUAA